Molecule: messenger RNA, 654 nt
Organism: Octopus sinensis (East Asian common octopus)
Lineage: Eukaryota; Metazoa; Mollusca; Cephalopoda; Octopoda; Octopodidae
Exons: 3
Coding region: 39-587 (182 amino acids)
Source: RefSeq, a predicted model, not a curated record
UUGUUCCUCCUGGUAUUCAGUACACAUUGGAGAGAAACAUGAGCAAAUCUCAACAACCCAUGAUGGAUAUGGAAGGUGUUCACUGCAGUGAUGGAUGGGGUAAACCAGCUUUCAUUGAAACACAUCAACAGGUAUUUGUUCCAAGAGAAGAGAGCAUGUAUCCAGGUUAUAGAGAACUAAACAGUGCUGACCAAUUUAGUGAAAUGUCAACAUUAUCAUCUCAUAAUGAUAGUGGUCAUGGAUGGAGUGUCGGUAGUGCUGGACAUUAUGAAGAACUACCAGAUCUGUGCCGUUACCAAAGUGAUCUCACAUGGAUUAGGAGAAAUCGACUUCCACACACACUGAACAGAUCAAAGGGAGAUAACAAUGGCUAUCCCUUUCAACCAGACGCCGAUAUGGACUCUUCCUAUAAUCAAAUACCCUUGACUAUAAUUGGGACCACAUCGAAUAUAGCUAAACAUCCAUCUACGGUAGCAAGGACAAACGACUUUACUUCAAGUAGUAAAGUACCUCUAUCAGCUGUACCAAAGGUAAAAACAUUGCCAAGGGUACCUCCAGUACCUCCUGUGACAACACUAAACAACUAACACCAUACUUGAAAAAAACAAAAACAAUGAAAACAAACAAAACAAUACCUAAAGUGCUUGAAAAAUA